AUGCGUCCUUAUCAUAGGCAUAGGCCGAAUCCUGUCACAUCUUGGGAACUUGACGAGUGUUGUGAUUUAGCUGCCGUGUCGGGGCGCUUUGCACUUUGCGAAGCGCUGCCGGGCCCGGGGGCGCGCGGUGCGGCGCGGAGAGCGCGGGGGGAGGGGCCGGCGCGCAGCCUCCGCGGCGCAUCUCCCUGCACGCUCGCCGCCGGCCGUCGGCCCGCCGUACCGCCGCGCCGUCAGUCGCGCUCAGCCCGCGGUACUGUUAGCACGCGCCCACGCCCCGCGCUCCCGCCACGCCGCAGCACGCGCAGCCUCAACACGCCGCCGCCGUCGCCGCAGUGUCCCUCGUCGCCCCGCGGCAUGUGCACC
Brenthis ino (lesser marbled fritillary) is the source of this 363-nucleotide messenger RNA. The record is from the annotation of a GenBank genome assembly. Lineage: Eukaryota; Metazoa; Arthropoda; Insecta; Lepidoptera; Nymphalidae.